Molecule: messenger RNA, 327 nt
Organism: Aspergillus niger
Lineage: Eukaryota; Fungi; Ascomycota; Eurotiomycetes; Eurotiales; Aspergillaceae
Exons: 2
Coding region: 1-327 (108 amino acids)
Source: RefSeq, a predicted model, not a curated record
AUGAGCCAGCUGGUUGACCCCAUUAUUAAGCUCCCCACCGAAUUGCCGAAAGUGCGAAGCGAUGAGUUGCCAGAGCCGAUGAGUUACCGACAGCCUUUCUCGGACAAUAGAGGGGCUUUCACGAUGCAAAUAUACAGCACACUGGGGACCGAUGGAGAGGACUGGCAUUUUAAUACUAAUAGACAAGAAAAAAGAAAGGAGGGGCCGCCAAGGAGGGAAUCCCGUGAUCCGCAGCUUUGCUUGUUUGCUGCUGCUGCUUCUUCUUCUUCUUCUUCUUCUUCUUCUUCUUCUUCUUCUUCUUCUCUCUGUCUCUCUCUCUCUAGAUAA